GUCUCUUUCCAACUUUGUCAAAGGUGGUGCGUGUUUUGAUAACGCUCUGAUAACGAUUCGCAUUAUCGGUGAGUAGAAAAGCUAGUAGGAAGCUUCAAGCAAGCGGCCCGAGAUUGUCGUUUUUUCCAGCUCUGCGUCCCUUGUCUCGGUGAAAGCGGUGAAAGAUGGCCUGCUCGAAAGCGCUCCAGCGCAGCUCAGCUGUUUUGUUGCGAAAUGUUCUGCCAGCCCAAGGUCAGCUGGCUGCAGUACGAGCCAGCUCCUGGUGGAGCGGUGUACAGAUGGGCCCGCCGGACGUUAUUCUCGGUGUAACGGAAGCGUACAAGCGCGAUACGAACCCGAAAAAGAUCAACCUGGGCGUCGGUGCGUACCGCGACGACAGCGGCAAACCAUUCGUACUGCCGAGCGUGAAAAAGGCCGAGAAACGUCUGGCAGAGAAGCAGCUCGAUCACGAAUAUUCACCGAUCGGUGGUACGGCCGAAUUCUGCAAACACAGCAUCCUGCUUGCCUUGGGCGAGUCGAGUGAGCACGUGGCAAAUGGACUGAAUGCGACGGUGCAGGGCAUCAGUGGAACCGGUGCACUGCGUAUCGGUGGUGCUUUCCUGUCCAGCUUCUUCCCCGGCCCGAAGGACAUCUAUCUGCCGACACCGUCGUGGGGUAAUCAUGGACCAAUUUUCCGGCAUUCGGGACUGAACGUAAAGUCGUACCGCUAUUACGACCCGUCGACCUGUGGGUUCGAUUUUGCUGGAGCGCUGGAAGAUCUUUCGAAAAUUCCGGAAAAAUCCAUAGUAUUACUGCAUGCCUGUGCACACAACCCCACUGGCGUCGAUCCAAAGCCGGAACAGUGGGCCGAAAUGUCGACCGUCAUCAAAAAGCGCAAUCUGUUCCCAUUCUUCGACAUGGCUUACCAAGGCUUUGCCAGCGGUGACGUCGACAAGGAUGCGCUGGCAGUGCGUGCAUUCCUGCGUGACGGACACCAGAUUGCGUUGGCCCAGAGCUUCGCCAAGAACAUGGGUCUGUACGGUGAACGGGCGGGAGCAUUUUCAUUGAUCACUGAUAGCAAGGAUGAGGCGGAUCGUACGAUGUCGCAGAUCAAGAUUCUUAUUCGCCCGAUGUACUCGAACCCACCGAUUCAUGGUGCGCGUCUGGUGGCCGAAAUCCUUGGCGACAAGCAACUGCGCCAGGAGUGGCUUGGCGAUGUGAAGCUGAUGGCAGAUCGUAUCAUCUCCGUGCGUUCGACGCUGCGCAACAACCUGAAGGAGCUCGGUUCAUCGCGCAACUGGUCUCACAUUACCGACCAGAUUGGCAUGUUCUGCUUCACGGGCAUGAACCAGCAGCAGUGCGAACGUUUAUCGAAAGAGUUCAGCGUCUACCUGACGAAGGAUGGACGUAUUUCGAUGGCCGGUGUCACUUCCAAGAAUGUGGCAUAUCUGGCCGAAGCCAUCCAUGCCGUUACGAAGUAGAUCCUUCGGUAGUUUGGAGCCAGAAUCAACCCGACGAUCAACAGUUGCAGAGCGAAAUGCAUUUAGAAUGCAUUUUCCUUAUUAAUGAUCUACAGUGCUUUAACCAUUUCUGGAUUCAAAUUCACACACACACACACACAGAACACAAUCCGAUGCGUGCAAAGAUGUGCGUACGUAUUUAGGAAACGCAUUUGUUUUUUCUACCCCUUCUUCUAUUUACUAUAUAGCACCUUUAGUGGCUUAAUUUAUGCAACGCGUGUAAAAUACGUGCCCAUGAGAGAUUGUGCAAACGGACGGAUUGCGCCAGCAAAGAAAAAAUGAAGUGAAAUUAGAAAUUACAACGAGCUUUGUUCAUAUCAAUGAAAUUGAUGGGAGGCUAACGCUUUUUUUUGUUGUUACGUUUUGGUUUGUUGGCAGAGAGACUUUCGAGAACUUUAUCCUUUUUACUCUUUAUGACAUCUCUUGCACGAUAAACAUGCACGCCUGGACUUGAUAUAAACAUGCGUGUUAAAAUAACACUGUUAGAAGAGGAGAAAAAUGAGGUAGUGGAAUUGGCUAAAGGAGCGAACGAACCAGAUGUAUUUCAACCAAAAUAGAUGGCUGCUGGUAGCAUUACGUCUAAACGCAUCACUGCCUUAAAACAAAA
Anopheles stephensi (Asian malaria mosquito) is the source of this 2106-nucleotide messenger RNA. RefSeq names its product aspartate aminotransferase, mitochondrial (gene Got2). Gene Ontology annotation, molecular function: pyridoxal phosphate binding; L-aspartate:2-oxoglutarate transaminase activity. Lineage: Eukaryota; Metazoa; Arthropoda; Insecta; Diptera; Culicidae. Gene Ontology annotation, cellular component: mitochondrion. Bases 165 to 1460 code for a protein of 431 amino acids. The record is from RefSeq and is a predicted model, not a curated record. The transcript is spliced from 4 exons. Gene Ontology annotation, biological process: L-aspartate catabolic process; biosynthetic process.